AUGGGGAAUUGCGACCUUUCUCGCAGUCCCCUGAUGGCUGAUAUACAGCCCAAAUUACACAUUACAUUAAUAUUGCAUGUACCUAUACGUAUUGAAUUGGGACUGGAGAUAACCGACCAACAACUAAAGGAGCUGCGUGACAAUGUGGACAAUGUGGACUUUGCGGCGGCCGCCGAAGAAGAAAAGCUCACCCGACACGACAUCAUGGCUCACGUGCACACGUACGCCGCUUGUUGUCCGACAGCCGGGCCUAUCAUUCACCUUGGCGCCACUUCCUGCGACAUCGGAGACAACGCCGACCUGAUUGUUUUAAGGGACGCUUUCGACAUACUGUUACCGAAAUUGGCCGGUUGCGUGAAAACAUUGGGUGAAUUUGCGGAUGAACACAAGCAUUUGGCCACAUUGGGUUUUACUCACUUUCAACCGGCUCAACUCACCACGGUCGGCAAACGCGCGUGUCUUUGGUUACAGGAUUUGAUUUUCUGCGAAAAAAACAUAAGUCGUAUUCGUGCUGACCUCAAGUUUCGCGGUAUCAAAGGAACAACAGGCACUCAAGCGUCAUUUUUACAACUUUUCAACGGUAACUACGAAAAAGUUAGAGAAUUGGAUAACAGGGUAACAAAACUCGCCGGAUUCCCAGCUUCAUACUCGGUCACAGGUCAGACAUAUCCUCGAAUUGUUGAUGCAGAAGUUGUUUCAUCCUUAAGCAUUCUUGGGGCUGCUGUCCAUAAGAUGUGUACAGACUUGAGGCUAUUGGCAGGUAUGAAUGAAAUUGGAGAACCUUUUGAACCCACUCAAAUAGGCUCAAGUGCAAUGGCUUAUAAACAAAAUCCAAUGAGAAGUGAAAGAGUUUGCUCUAUUGCUCGGUAUCUUAUGAAUCUAGUUAACAAUCCUUUAUCUACUGCCUCUGUACAGUGGUUAGAGCGAACAUUGGACGACAGUGCAAAUAGGCGAUUGUGUUUAUCAGAAGCAUUUUUGGCUGCAGACAGUAUAAUGUUGACAUUACAAAAUAUCCUCGAAGGGUUAUCUGUAUUUCCCAAAGUGAUAUCAAGAAAUAUUGAGAAAGUUUUACCCUUUAUGGCUACAGAAAACAUCAUCAUCGCAAUGGUCAAAGUUGGAGGAGAUAGACAAGUGUGCCAUGAAAAAAUAAGAGUUUUAUCACUAGAGGCAGCUAGUACAGUUCGUCUAGAAGGUAAAGACAAUGAUCUAUUGGACAGAAUUGUGAAAGAUCCAUAUUUUGCACCAAUUUUGGAUCAGUUACCUCAUCUUUUAGAUCCAUCUACUUUCGUUGGGUGUGCACCUGAUCAGGUAAAAUAUUUUCUAAAAGAAGAAGUACAGCCUGUGGUCAAUAAAUACAUUUCCAAGAUCAAAACUACAGCUACAAAACUGGAUAUCUAA
Macrosiphum euphorbiae (potato aphid) is the source of this 1398-nucleotide messenger RNA. Lineage: Eukaryota; Metazoa; Arthropoda; Insecta; Hemiptera; Aphididae. The record is from the annotation of a GenBank genome assembly.